AUGAGCAUUGCAACACAAACUAAUUAUUUGGAUUCAUUAACAAUGGGAAAUAAUAAUUCUAGGAUUAAGGCAAAUUCACGCAAAAAUACGACAUGGUUUGAUUCGACAUAUGAACACAUUCAACGUGUAUAUCUACAAUUUCUGUUAAUGACGACACUAUAUGUAAUGGAACCAUGGGAACGGGUGCUUAUAAUCAGUAUUUUUCUCUGCAUCAUCGCGCUUAUUACAUAUUCGGCUAUUGUCUAUAUUCCAUUUCAUAUUCAUUAUCUUCUACAAUCGACAAUGCCACGUAUUUCUACUGUAUUAAUACGAUAA
Rotaria socialis is the source of this 315-nucleotide messenger RNA. Lineage: Eukaryota; Metazoa; Rotifera; Eurotatoria; Philodinida; Philodinidae. The record is from the annotation of a GenBank genome assembly.